Fraxinus pennsylvanica is the source of this 348-nucleotide messenger RNA. The record is from the annotation of a GenBank genome assembly. Lineage: Eukaryota; Viridiplantae; Streptophyta; Magnoliopsida; Lamiales; Oleaceae.
AUGGGAAAUCCUCUCUCUCUUUGUGGGCUCGAUAUAAGUUCAUGUAUCAGAUUAGGCAGAGGCAGAAACAAGAAAAUUUUCAGGGUAGACAGAUGGGAUAGCACCGGAACUCCUCAGUCGAAUCCAACUCCGCUUGCUGCCUUUGCGCCACCAUCAGUCGGGGCUGAACAACCUACUGCAGUCAAGAGGAUUAAGGUGGUCAUUACGAAGCAGCAGCUUCAGGCGUUAUUAUCAAAGAGAAUAUCAGUUGAAGAAGUCCUAGGAGUAUAUAGAUCAUGUAAUUCAGUUGAUUCUCAGACAAGUUGGAAGCCUGUUCUUAAAUCCAUUCCUGAAGAAAAUGAGUUGUGA